Molecule: messenger RNA, 1030 nt
Organism: Parathielavia appendiculata
Lineage: Eukaryota; Fungi; Ascomycota; Sordariomycetes; Sordariales; Chaetomiaceae
Exons: 1
Coding region: 272-862 (196 amino acids)
Source: RefSeq, a predicted model, not a curated record
GUGUCAGGAAACUCGGGGUUAAUGGGAAGGGUUCGGGGGCAUGGUCGGAUGUUCGGAGGGCCAAGGUAGUCAAAUGAACACGCACUUCAAUGCAUUUCGGAUGGUUUUAUGAUGGAUUUCGUCCUAGCUGCUUCCUUGCUUGUGUGAAGCUGCCCUAUGAGAGUUGUGCUGGCGGGUCUGGAGAAAGGUUGGGAGCAUCUCGCUGGUAGCAAGAGCAAAUUAUUGUUCCAUCAUCUGGAUCAGGCUUGAUCCUAUAUCGAGUCCUCGUCUCAUGUUUUUCAGGUCCUCAAUUCAAGGUCAACAAUCUUUGUGUAACCGUACUUCAGGAACAAGAAUUCAGCUACGACACCGAUGGAACAUGCAAUCUGACACGACUCUUCACUCAUAUACUCACACACUAGCGCACAGCAGGUCACCACACUGGGUAUCAUUCCACCAUCACCUAACGCAACUAAAAAACUGCUGCCGCUCCCGUUGCCAAGCGAACAAACAAGCAACGGCUGACGCUGGGUGCUUCAUGUCGGCAAGCCUCCCUCCAGCCAGGCCCGACCCCUUGAGACCAUCGCAGCCGGUCAGCCAGGUUCUGCUCGCUCAUCUCGACAACGCAUCCACCGAGGCCAGCCCGUUUGGGCCAACCUAUCCACACAGUUCAAUUCCAGUCCAGUCUAAUUCGAUCUUCUCUAGACCCGGGCUUCCCAUCUCGACCAUUCCCCGCCCUAUCAACAAUCGCCCCCAAACCCAGCCAAAAACCACCUCUGGCCGGCGGGUCCUUCAUACGAAGAAAGUGGUAUUACAAGAGACUGUACCCCAAAGCCAUAUCCCCAUUCUUUUAUAUGUACCCCGACCCGUGAAGACGCUCUGAACAAGAACCGGGAGCCGGAAACCGAAACGCCUUGCUGUGAUGAAUCGAUGCAUACUUAUGGAGUGAAUGGGGCCUGGCAAGGACAGAAGCCCAAGUGCCUAGCUUGUCAAUUCCUGCUGUUUUCGAGAUCGUGUUGUUUCUGGUGCCACUCGCUCGUAUGGCCAGCUG